Molecule: messenger RNA, 765 nt
Organism: Marasmius oreades (fairy-ring Marasmius)
Lineage: Eukaryota; Fungi; Basidiomycota; Agaricomycetes; Agaricales; Marasmiaceae
Gene: PSMB6
Product: Proteasome subunit beta type-6
Exons: 6
Coding region: 43-765 (240 amino acids)
Cellular component (GO): proteasome core complex
Molecular function (GO): threonine-type endopeptidase activity
Source: RefSeq, a predicted model, not a curated record
AGACGCGUCAGCCUCUAUUUUCACACAUUUGACUCCUUCAACAUGGACCACAUCGACAUGCAACAGAUCAAGAAUGGCGAAGUUAACCUCGGUACCUCAAUUAUGGCCGUCCAAUUCGAAGGCGGUGUCGUUAUUGGGGCUGACAGUAGAACGACCACCGGAAGCUACAUCGCCAAUCGGGUAACAGACAAGCUUACCUUCCUCCACGACCGUGUCUACUGUUGUCGAUCCGGUUCAGCAGCAGAUACACAAGCCAUUGCGGAUAUGGGCCAUUAUUACCUCCAGAUGCAAGCACAGAGCCUGGGAUCGGCCCCUGCAGUGCUCACCGCAGCUUCAUUGAUGGAGAAAAUGUGCUACCAAAAUAAGGACCAACUCAGCGCAGGUAUCAUUGUCGCGGGUUGGGACGAGUCGGGUGGUCCAAGCGUGUAUAAUAUCCCACUUGGUGGUGGUCUUUUCCGUCAGCCAUGGGCUAUCGGAGGUUCUGGCUCAACAUAUGUUUAUGGUUACUGUGACGCUACUUACCAGGAAGGAUGGGGGAGAGAUGAAACCAUAAACUUCGUUAAGAACACUCUGGCUUUGGCAAUGUCCCGCGAUGGCUCAUCGGGAGGAUGUAUUCGGAUGUGCGUCAUCACUGAAGACAAGGUAGAGCGCCUGUUCGUCCCCGGAGAUGAACUACCAAGGUUCUGGGAGGGAAGAGAGGUCCUUGGUGAAGCAAAGAAGCCUACCAUAAAUAGGGAUGUGGUACCUAUGGCUGUCGAGGUGUAG